CAGUUUGGCUGGGUGGCUGAAAGGUUGGGGUUUCGCCGCAGAGAUGGGCUGACAGGCAUAUGCGGGUCGUGUUCCCUCCAUCAGAUACAGCGUUGCAGUGUUUGUACUCAGUGACAGGCGUGGGAGUUACUGGUGGGGGACGAGAUUUGGGGAGCGAGUAAGACAUGAGCGCUCAUAGAUUGUUAUAACUGUGGCAAGUGGGCAUAUAAGUUCUCAUCUCUCGCACUGGCUUUUAAGCCUGGCGUUGACUACUUCCAUGCCUGGCUUGACUGUUUGGAUCAAGACAACUUCUCAGAGUUUUCGUUUGCUUCAGGAAUCCAGCUAUCUACCACCAAGAAGAAAUCUAGUAAUUUUAGACUGAGGAAUCCCUUUACUUAAAAAAUUAGGAUGAAAGAACCUUUGGAUGGUGAAUGUGGCAAAGCACUGGCACCACAGCAGGCCCUUCUGGACAAAAUUAAAGAAGAACCUGACAAUGCUCAAGAAUAUAUACAUGCUUCAAGGCCAAAAGCUCAAGAAAGUGAACUGAAAAUCAGUGCUGUGUUUUCGGUCAGUGACAGCCCUCUUGCCCAACAGUUGACCCCAGGCUUUCAGCUUUCUCUUGCAUCAUCUGGCCCAAAUGUAUCGCUUCCUUCAGUUCCAGCCGUAGCUCUUCAGGUUUUUUGCUCUGGUUGUAAAAAAAUGCUUUACAAGGGGCAAACUGCGUUUCAUAAGACAGGAUCGACUCAGCUCUUUUGCUCUACAAGGUGCAUCGUUGGACAUUCUUCAUCUGUCUGCCUACCACCUCCUCCCAAGAAAGCCUGUGCAAACUGCUCGAAAGACAUUUUAAAUCCAAAGGAUGUGAUCACAACCCAAUUUGAAAAUGCCUCUCCUAGCAAAGAUUUCUGCAGCCAAUCAUGCCUUUCUUCUUAUGAGCUAAAGAAAAAGCCUGUUGUUACCAUAUAUACCAAUAGCAUUUCAGCUAAGUGCAGUAUGUGUCAGAAGAAUGCUGAUAUUCGAUUUGAAGUUAAAUAUCAAAAUGUGGUACAUGGUCUUUGUAGCGAUGCCUGUUUUUCAAAAUUUCAUUCUACCAACAACCUCACCAUGAACUGUUGUGAGAACUGUGGGAGCUAUUGCUAUAGUAGCUCUGGUCCCUGCCAGUCCCAGAAGGUUUUUAGUUCUACAAGUAUCACGGCGUAUAAGCAGAAUUCAGCCCAAACUCCUCCGUAUGCCUUGGGGAAAUCAUUGAGGCCCUCAGCUGAGAUGAUUGAGACGACAAAUGACUCAGGAAAAACGGAGCUUUUCUGCUCUAUUAAUUGCUUAUCUGCUUACAGAGUUAAGACAGUUACUUCUUCAGGUGUCCAGGUUUUGUGUCAUAGUUGUAAAACCUCGGCAAUCCCUCAGUACCACCUGGCCAUGUCCAAUGGAACGAUACACAGCUUCUGCACCUCGAGUUGUGUGGUGGCUUUCCAGAAUGUAUUUAACAAGCCAAAAGGAGCAAACUCUUCGGUGGUGCCUGUGUCUCAGACCCAAGUGAUUGUAAGCCUACCCUCUGGGUCAGCAGUGUCAGCCGGAAGAGGUUACACCUCCGCCUUUCCCCCCAGCUCCGUCAGUGGCUCCACUGCAGCCAGUCUCCAGCCUCCUGCUCAGUUCCAGCAAGUUGCUUUAACCCAUAGGAUUGUCAGACUCAGGUGUCAGCACUGUAACCAUCUGUUUGCGACAAAACCAGAACUUCUGUUCUACAAGGGGAGAAUGUUUCUGUUUUGUGGCAAGCUUUGCUCUGAUGAAUACAAAAAGAAAAACAGAGUUAUGGCGAUGUGUGACUACUGUAAACUACAGAAAAUUAUAAAGGAGACUGUACGAUUCUCAGGGGUUGAUAAGCCAUUCUGUAGUGAAGUUUGCAAAUUCCUGUCUGCUCGUGACUUUGGGGAGCGAUGGGGAAGCUACUGUAAGAUGUGCAGUUAUUGUUCACAGACAUCCCCUAAUUUGGUAGAAAAUCGACUGGAGGGCAAGUUAGAAGAGUUUUGUUGUGAAGAUUGCAUGACCAAAUUUACUGUUCUGUUUUAUCAGAUGGCCAAGUGUGAUGGUUGCAAACGACAGGGAAAGCUAAGUGAGUCCAUAAAAUGGAGAGGAAACAUCAAACAUUUCUGUAACCUAUUUUGUGUCUUGGAGUUUUGUCAUCGUCAGCAAAUUAUGAAUGACCCUUUUUCACAAAAUAAAGUAAAUAUUUCUAAGGCACGCAUUGCUUCAGUGGCGCUCCCUGCUGCAAGGACAAAUACAACACCAGUUAUAACCAAUGUGGUGUCAUUGGCAAAAAUAUCUCCUGCCCAGCCCACAGGGAGUGGUGUUUUAAAAGGUGCAGUUAUUACUAAAGAGGCAACAAAGAUCAUUGAAAAUUCCUAACCUUCAGAACCAUCUUCUCAGCCAUCCACUGUCUCCGGGACCAGCCAACAUUGUCUUUAUUGCCAGUCAACCAAGAACUCCCAGAUUAAUCAGAAUUACUCCACCAAGGUGGAGGCCAGCAUGAAACGCGUGGCAGCCUGCAUCUGCAGGCCUCCUACACGUACUGCGCUCUGAACAUCCAUGUCCACCAUGGCAGUGUGGCUCUGGAGACUGUGGGCCGCUUCUCCUGAGAGCUGGCCUCUUCAAGAUACUAAACCAGUGCAGUGGCUGUGUCCUCUUCCAGAGUGUGCCGAAGCUGUCCCAAGAUGAGUGAGGUAAAAACCCUGGACACCAUGGACACUACUCUGGUCGUGGAGAAGAACCUGAACCAAGCCCUUUUGGAUCUUCAUACCCUGGUUCUGCCUGUGCAGACCCCCAUUUCUGUGACAUCCUGGAGAAUCACUUCACAGAUGAGGAGGUGAAACUCAGCAAGAAGUUGGGCAUCCACCGGACAGACUGGCUGCUGUUGGGCCAGCGAGUAUCCCUUUGAGGGGUCAGCCUCAACUCAAGAAGGGCUCGGAGCCUCUGGCCCAGCUGCCUUUGAGGGGAUCCUGUGCAUCCCCCAGGUGUCAGGACUUCUGCUUGAGCGUCUUCCUGCAGCCACUAGGCAGCUUUUUAACCACCCAAGAGCCCUCUCCCAAGCCAUGAACCAAAUGGAGACAGUAAAGGCUUUGCAGGAAGAGAGAAAAGACCUUAGUCUGUAGAUAUACUAGCACAUGCAGAAUCAGUUAGUAUGUAAGGAUAUUUAUUUGUUUAUAGUAGCAAAAGAUUUGUAACAUUUAAUGUUCAGCAGCAGGGACUCUUCAAAUUACAUAUAGUGCAGUCAGUGUAUAAAAGUGUUAACAGGCAGCUUUGUAUAAAGUUACGUGAAAAUACCUCCAAGAUAGGUAACUAAGUGGCAAAGCAAGGUGCUGAACCUUGCUAAUAAUGUGCUACCAUGUGCAAAGAGGGCUGAGCGCUGAAGAAUCGAUUCUUUCGAACUGUGGUGCUGGAGAAGACUCUUGAGAGUCCCUUGGACAGCAAGUCAGUCCUAAAGGAAAUCAUCCCUGAAUAUUCAUUGGAAGGACUGAUGUUGAAGCUGAAACUUCAGUACUUAGUCCACCUGAUGUGAAGAGCCGACUCAUUGGAAAAGACCCUGAUGCUGGGAAAAAUUGAGGGCAGGUGGAGAAGGUGGCAACAGAGGAUGAGAUGUUGGAUGGCAUAAUCAACUCAAUGGACAUGAGUUUGAGCAAACUCCAGGAGAUAGUGAAGGACAGGCGAGCCUGGUCUGCUGCAGUUCAUGGUGUCACAAAGAGUUGGACAUGACUGAGCAUCUGAACGACGACGUCUGUGUAAUCAGAAGCAACUUAAUUAUACAGCCCAUCUCUAGAAGGAUGUAUAAGAGACUGAGAACAUUGUGUUCAAGACUGAGUUUGGAUACAUGGCACACAGUUGUAGAAAACUUACUUUUCACGAAUAUACUUUAUGAAAUCUUACAUCAUUCAAAAUUAUUGCAUCUAACAUCUAUUGUGGCUUUCCCUGGUGGCUCAGACGGUAAGGCACCUGCUUGCAAUGCCAGAGACCCAUGUUCGAUCCCUGGGUCGGGAAGAUCCCCUGAAGAAGGAAAUGGCAACCCACUCUAGUACUCUUGCCUGGAAAAACCCUUGGACAGAGGAGCCUGGUAGGUUACAGUCCAUGGGGUCGCAAAGAGUUGGACAUGACUGAGCAACUUCACUUUCACUUUCUUUCAACAUCUAUUUAAAAAGUAAAUUUAAAUAACAGUCUCCCCCUUAUCUGUGGGGAAUAUGUUGCAAAACCCUCAGUGGAUGCCUGAAACUAUGGACAGUACCAAACCGAAUAUAUACACUAAUUUUUUUUCCUAUACAUACAUAUCUAUGAUAAAGUUUAAUUUAUAACUUAGGCACAGUAAGGGAUUGACAACAGUAGCAAUAACAUAGAACAGUUAUAACAGUAUACUAUAAUGAAAGUUAUACUAACGUGGUCUCUGUCUCAAAAUACCUUAUUGUACUGUAUCACCAUUGUUGUGGUGAUACGAGAUGAUUAAGUGAGGUGAAGUAUGUAGGCAUUGUGAUGAAGUGUUACGCUUUUCCCUUUGCACUUGAAGGAUGCACUUUAGGACUUCUCUUUGGUGUAUGUGAAUUGCUGCUCUUGUGCUUUGGGGCGCCAUCAUCAAAUACUAUAAAAGUUAUGCUUUGCUGUGCUCAGCAUGUCUGAGUCAUGUCUGACUCUGACCCCAUGGACUGUAGCUCGCCAGGCUCCUCUGUCCACAGGAUUCUCCAGGCAAGACUGGAGUGGGUUGCCAUGGCCUUCCCCAGAGGAUCUUCCCGACCCAGGGACUGAACCUGCAUCUCUUGUGUCUCCUGCAUUGCAGGCAGAUUCUUUACCCACUGAGCUAUCUGGGAACCUAAGUAUAACAACAGUUACUUGACCACAAGCACUGUGAUAUCAUGGCAAUCAUUUGACAUCCUUGAUGGCUGAAAGUGAAAAAAAUAGUGGAAGUGUUAAUUGUUAAAGUCAGUCAUGUCUGACUAUGCGAUCCCAUGGACUGUAGCUUGCCAGGUUCCUCUGUCAAUGGAUUCUCCAGACAAGAAUACUGGAGUGGGUAGCCACUCCCUUCUCCAGGAAAUCUUCCCAACCCAGGGAUCAAACCCAGGUCUCCUGCAUUGCAGGCAGAUUCUUUACUGUCUGAACCACCAGAGCUACAAAAUGGCUAAUGGGCAGGAUAUGCCAGACAAAGGAAUGGUUCACUUCCUCUGCAGGACAGAAUGGGACAGCAGGAGAUUUCAUCGUGCUACUCAGAAUGGUGCACAGUUCCAUAACGUAAACUUGUGAAUUGUUUAUUUCUGGAGUUUUCCACUUAAUACUAUAUUUUCAGACUGCAGUUGACCACCGGUAACUGAAACCAAGGAAAGCAAAACUGCAGAUGAGGGGGACUACUGUGUACCAUUUGGUGGUUUCCCAUCACUCUUAAUAUACAAUCAUAAUUUUCUGGUGUUUUUAAAUUAAGACCUUCCAGGCUAAGAACAGUGCCUGGCUUGUAGUAAACAUUCAGUAAAUGUUUACUGAAUGAAAGAACAUGUUUUAAAUACAUGUUCUUCGCCCAUUCUGUUGUUUAUCCUUCAACUUUAAAGGCCAUUGUUUGCAAAAGUUUAAAAUUUCAAGGUAGUCAAUUGUAUCAGUCUUUACUUAAGCCUUUCGUGUUUUAUUUGAGAAUACUUCCUCUGUUGUUGUUCAGUCAGUCGUGUCUGACUCUGCCAUCCCAAGGACUGCAGCACACCAGGCUCACCUGUCCUUCACUAUCUCCUGGAGUUUGCUCAGAUCCAUGUUCAUUGAGUCGGUGAUGCUAUCUCACCAUCUCAUCCUCUGUUGCUCUCUUCUACUUUUGCCUUCAGUCUUUCCCAACAUCAGGGUCUUUUCUGGUGAGUCCGCUCUUAUCAGAUGGACGAAGUAUUGGAGCUUUAGCUUCAGCAUCAGUCCUUCCAAUGAAUGUUCAGGACUGCGCUUUAGGAUUGACUGGUUUGAACUCCUUGCUGUCCAAAGGACUCUCAAGAGUCUUCUCCAGGACCACAAUUCAAAAGCAGCAAUUCUUUGGUGCUCAGCCUUCUUUGUGGUCCAAUUCUCACAUCUGUACAUGACUACCGGAAAAACCAUAGCUUUGACUAUACGGACCUUUGUUGGCAAAGUGAUAUCUCUGCUUUUUAAUACACUGUCUAGGUUUGCCCUAGCUUUUCUUCCAAGGAGCAAGUGUCUUUUAAUUUCAUGGCUGCAGUCACCAUCUGCAGUGACUUUGGAGCCCAUGAAAAUAAAAUUUGCCACUGUUUCUACUCUUUCCCCUUCUGUUUUCCAUGAAGUGAUGGAACCAGAUGCCAUGAUCUUUAGUUUUUUGAAUGUUGAAUUUUAUGCCAGCUUUUUCACUUUGCUCUUUCACCCUUAUCAAGAGGCUCUUUGGUUCCUCUUCACUUUCUACCAUCUAGUAUCAUCUGCAUAUAUGAGGUGGUUGAUAUUUCUCCAGGCAGUCUUGAUUCCAGCUUGUGAUUGAUCCAGCUUGGCAUUUGGCAUGAUGUGCUCUGUGUGCAUGCGUGCUAAGUCACUUCAGUCAUGUCCAACUCUUUUGGACCCUGUGGACUGUAGCCCACCAGGCUCCUCUGUCCAUGGGACUCUCCAGGCAAGGGUAAUGGAGUGGUUUACCAUGCCCUCGUCCAGGGGAUCUUCCUGACCCAGGGAUUGAAGCUGGAUCUCUUUAUUUCUCCUGCAUUGGCAGGUGGGUUCUUUACCACUAGUGCCACCUGGGAAGCCCUAUGUUCUCUGCUUUUAAGUUAAAUCAACAGGGUAACAGUAUUCAGCCUUGUCAUGCUCCUUUCCCAAUUUUGAACCAGGCACAGAAGAAAGGGAAAGGAGAAAGAAGGCAACGGAGAAAGGGAGAGAGACACUGAAUGCAGAGUUCCAGGGAACAGCAAGGAGAGAUGAGAAGGCCUUCUUAGAUGAACAGUAGUUUCUCUGAUUUCUGAUUAUCUGAAAAUUCUCCAUUAAUUUCAGUUUUAUUUUUUUCGUGUUGAGGUCUUUAAUCAAUAUGAAGUAUUUUUUUGCAUAUGGUCUGAAGUUUGAUCCAAUUUUUCUGAAUAGCCAGUUGUUCUAAUCUGCAGAUUGUUUUCAUUUUACUUACUGUAGGCAGAGUAUUUUUAAAAAUCAGUAAAUGGUACUGAUACUGAUUGAAGAAUUAGUAAUUAGUAUAUAUUUUCCAAAGCAAUUUUAUUGUACCACUCUUUCAGAGAAUUAUAUUUCUUUUUAUAUAUAUCACCUUUCGAUCGAUAGCAAUUAUAGUCAGUGAGAAGAUACUAAAAAAAAAAUCUCUCUUUGGUUUCUGAAUUUGUU
Dama dama (fallow deer) is the source of this 7290-nucleotide messenger RNA. RefSeq names its product zinc finger MYM-type containing 6 (gene ZMYM6). Lineage: Eukaryota; Metazoa; Chordata; Mammalia; Artiodactyla; Cervidae. The coding region runs from base 388 to 2379 and encodes 663 amino acids. The record is from RefSeq and is a predicted model, not a curated record. The transcript has 15 exons. Gene Ontology annotation, molecular function: zinc ion binding.